AUGCUUCAUAAAAGCAUUGAAUCAUUCCCAAAUUGUUGUUUUCUUUUCUCUCCCGAUUUCGAUGCUUCUUCUUGCUGGUUGUGUUGCAAUGUGCCUCCUAAAUUCGGUCAACCUGAGGAUCAGGUGAAGGUACGUUCAUUUGUUGAGAUGGUGGGAUAGCUUGCGGUUCAAGAAACGGAUUUGCAAUGGCAUUCUGGUUGUAGUCUCCAACCGCCAAAUUUGCAUGGCCAAAUGGGAAGUAAAGCGAGUAUGGUAAUGAUGGGAAAGGGACUUCAAAUGUUCCGGAUCUGGCCCAGAAGCUGUCUGCUACUAUGUUGUUAUAGUUGGUCUCUAAAACUUCCGGAUCAAAAUAUAGUUUAUGU
Messenger RNA from Arabidopsis thaliana (thale cress), 362 nucleotides. RefSeq lists its product as uncharacterized. The transcript has a single exon. NCBI's taxonomy places the organism in Eukaryota, Viridiplantae, Streptophyta, Magnoliopsida, Brassicales, Brassicaceae. The coding region runs from base 1 to 159 and encodes 52 amino acids. The record is from RefSeq and is marked reviewed.